CACAAGUACUGGGACAUUAAGGAGCUCGCUUGUGACCAGGAGGAGGAGCUGAUUGUUCAACAUCCAGUGGAGGAAAGAGGGAAGGAGCCACACACCACAGCUCCAGUUCUUGCUGCCGCUGUCAUUGUAAUCUCAGGUGUUGUUGCCAGAUCCAUGUGGGAACAAGUUGACAGCUAGCACCUGAGGUUCUCAGGAGCAGAGAAACCUUGGCGGUGCUCUCUCUCUCUCUCAGCCACUGCAGAUGCCCCAGUCCCAGAGAACAGGUGGGCAAGGAAGAACAGCUGCUUACAAAGACACGAAUCUCUGCAGAGGACAAGGACUCUGAACCACACGGCUGAGACAUCUGCGAUGAUGCCAGUUUUGUACCUUUAGGACCCAUGUCUGAACAAGCAGCUGCUGUGGCAGGAGGCGCAGUCGGAGGGAUUCUUCUGUUGGUUCUCAUUGGGAUAGCAGUGUACCUCUGCUGGAAGAAAGCACACCGCAAGGCUUCUUAUGAAGAACUCACUGGUCCAACUCUUCCAGUUUGGCAGGAGACAGAUGUCGCCCAGUUGUCUUCAAUUCCUCCUCAGAAGGCAAGAUCAAGAAGCGUCCCUUUUGUUGUCCCGCCGAAAUUUCACAGGCAAACUUGGGCCAAUAUAAUAAAUGGAGAACAUAUUCAGGAGGACAGUGACCCCUGUGUUACCCCUGCCUAUGGGCCUCGAUCCUCUUUCCAUUCAUUAGCUGGAUCAUACCUCAUAGGAGCCAUCAAUCCAGAUCUGUACAGAUUUCCUGAAGACAAGAGCGAGACUGAGUUCCCUGAGGGCAACAUUGGUCGGCUUUGGUUCUCUGUGCAGUACGAGCAAGAGUCAGAAAGGCUCCUGGUCUCCUUGAUCAAAGCCCGAAAGCUGCAGCCUCCUUCUAGCUCCUGCAACCCCUUGGUGAAAAUCUACCUGCUGCCUGAUGAAAGGCGCUAUUUGCAGUCCAAGAUCAAGCGGAAAAAUCUUAAUCCUCAAUUUGAUGAGAAUUUUGUUUUCCAGAUUUCCAGUAAUGCGCUACAUCAAAGGACACUGAAGUUCUGUGUCUACCACGUAGACAAACAGAAGAAGCAUGUACUCCUAGGCCAAGUAACAUUCCCUUUGAAAAAUGAAAUCUUAAGUGGUGAUGGCAAAAUUGUUGUUUGGAGAGAUUUGGAAGCAGAUAACCAGGAGCUGCCUUCUGAACAUGGUGAUCUGCAGUUUUCUCUCAGCUACAACAGCUAUCUGGGACGUCUCACAGUGGUGAUGUUGAGAGCUAGGGGCUUGAAAUUCCAGAAAGAAAAAAAUGUGAUUGGUGUUUUUGUUAGAGUGUCACUAAUGAACCAUAAUCAGAUCAUCAAAACUAAAAGGACCAAUACUGUCACAGGGUCUCCUGACCCAUUGUUCAAUGAAACUUUCAGCUUCAAGGCUGAGCAGCUGGACCUGGAUACAACCAGCUUGAGCUUGUCAGUGCUCCAGGAAGCUGAAGGAGAUGAAACUUAUCUACUGGGUUGUGUAGUUGUUGGGCCCUACAUGUACACCAGGGGCAAGGAACUGGAACACUGGAAUGAAAUGAUCAGUAAACCCAAGGAGUUGGUGAAGAGUUGGCAUGCACUCUCUCUUAGCAGCUGAAGUACCGAGUGCUUUUUUUCAAGUGGCUUUCUUCACAUACGGGAGUGAAGACUAUUCACACUGGUUAUCUACACCACGGAUCCCUGAGGUGUAUCCUUUCCUUAUAUUCAUCACCAAUGUUCUGUGGCUUGAUAGAUGCAGACAACUGAUAUAAUCCCAGAAAGCAAUGGAUCUCACUUUGAUCUCUUCUGUGAGCAAGCCAGCUGAGGCCCUCCCUUUCAACUUAAAAUUGUGUAAACUUUUAAAGCAUUCUUAACGUUACAAGCGUGCUUAAAUUAGUGGGAAAAGGUGUUGGCCAUAGGUCAUAUAUUGUAAACUUGAAAUGUGAUAUGUUUUUAGAAAAUUCAAGCGAUCACCUGAACUGGAAGAUUACUGGGCAUUUGGCAGUAAUCCAAUGCUGAAAUCAGUGUUCUUAAGUGCCUGUGCUGGAAAGUAACCUAUGUGAGGGUUUUAGGUAUGUCCAGAUAAUUCUUCCUCUGCUAACUAGAACCCUCUGCAAAGGAUGGUCAACUUGUGGCUGUUCAGAUGUAGCUGGAUAACAGUUUCCAUUGCCCUCUACCCAUUGGUUAUGUGAGCUAAAGCUGAUGGAAAUUCAGAAAUAUAUGGCAGGUCAUAAGUUCACCGUCCCUGCCUUCCACAAAGCAUGUCAUCUUUUCCCCAUUGAAAUAACUUGGUGACAUUUCUGCUUAAACAAUAGACAACUGAGCAAAACAAAAUGAGUUGUAUGUAUUAAAUAUAGGUGUAUGCUUAGCAAUGAGCCUCACCUCUGCGCUAUUAGGAGCACAGAGUCAUCAAAACAGUUACUCAGAGGAGUUAAUCUGUUAGGAAAUGGUUUGAAAAAUAACUGGCUGGUCCACUGCAGCUUGCUUUUGUUACAUUCUGUAGAGCCAGUGUGGCACAUCCUGGAUAAAAUGUCUGAGUAGGGCUCAGGAGGUAAAGGUUCCCCUUGACAGUUUGUCCAGUCGUGUCCGACUCUAGGCGGUGAUGCUCAUCUCUGUUUCC
Messenger RNA from Pogona vitticeps (central bearded dragon), 2627 nucleotides. RefSeq names its product synaptotagmin-15. The record is from RefSeq and is a predicted model, not a curated record. Gene Ontology annotation, biological process: calcium-ion regulated exocytosis. Gene Ontology annotation, cellular component: plasma membrane; exocytic vesicle. Lineage: Eukaryota; Metazoa; Chordata; Lepidosauria; Squamata; Agamidae. Gene Ontology annotation, molecular function: phosphatidylserine binding; clathrin binding; SNARE binding.